CAAAUAAUCGAUUAAAUCAUGCCCACGCGACGCCUAUAAAUAAAAUUAAACGCUUUAUUGUUAGUCGAAUGACAAAUGUGCGAUAGUCUUACGCCCACCGACAGCGGCACUCGAGUUCACUCGACCGCGGUGUGCGACCGCUACUCAAGCUCGGCGACAAUACUAGUUUAGAACGAUAAUGCUCGAAACAUAUUAAUAUUUCGACACGUCGUAUCGCUAUUAAAUCCUUUAUGGACGACGGCGUGAACGUUACAAGUUGAGCCAGUCGAGAGGGAGGUAUUGUAUGCGACGCGGAGGGGACGCUCGGCCGAAGUUAUGAACGCUGGCUCAAUGCUCUCCCGCUAGUUGACUGCAAACAAGAGGGGUCGGACCCGAGCAGCUGCCGUUUUAUCUUGACAAACGAACUUGCCUCAUGAACAGAAUUUUAGAAAAAAAACUUUAUUACCGGGACUCAGAAUUUACAUUUCAAUAAAAACGAGGUGAAGUGCGCGCCAACAGGCAUAUCGAGCGCAUACAAGAGUCGGAGGUGUAGCGGCAGUGCAGUGCUGUCGGUGCCGCAUGCCAGUGCCGCCACAACACACAAUAGCGAGUAAAUCAAUUCACAACUGACAUGAACAAAAGAGCGUGCCGAGCGUACAGUGUAAUGAGCGCGUCGGCAUGCCCCGGUACGAAUAAGAUACUGAAAGGAGCCAUAUAGAGAUCUUACAAUUGGAAGUAGAAUCAGUUCAUCAUUUCUACUAAUACGAAUCGAUUCGAAAAAAGCGUAAAGACAUUUGCCAUCCUAGAUGCUCAAUGAAUUGAAACAAUAUCCUGUGUUCCUCUCUAUCCGCACACUGACUCAUAACAGUAUCGUUUCCAAAACUUGUAACAAUUUAGUUUCCGCGCGGUCGGCCAUGACAAAUCACGGUUGAAUCUCACAAACUGGUGAAUAUUUGGCAACGGAUACGUCCACUGGAGCACGGGAAGCGAUUCCCAACAGUGUAACCGAAUUACAAUCCACUAAACCGAGGGAACAUACGUCAUUAAAAUAAUUUAGGGAAAUGGCACGUUUUAGUGCUCGCGUUUAUGGCAGCUUGGUGGAUGGGCCGCUCGCGGCGUGCCAGAAGCAAUAAAUACCGGGGCGGAGCCACCCACCAUCUUGUUUAUACACCACCUACCCGAGACGGAACAUUAAUUUUCUGCUAUGCGGAAUAAGUGGCGACAAAGAGUGUUCGUGUCAGCUAAUGGGCUAGAACACAUCAGUGUUACGACUUAUAAGAACUCUGCCAAGAAAAGAAGCGAAAGAAAUUAGGUACGGAUAAGGCUAAUUGUACCGAGAACUGCGAGGAAAUCUGCAGCGCCUUAACCCUCUUAGGGCCUCUUUCACCAUCUCCAAGUAAAGUGUUGAGUAGUUACUUGUCGAUUAACGUUACUUGGCAAGUAAAACUUACGAGUAACUUUUGUCAAUUUCACAAACGAAAUUAAAGCUCUGAGUAACUACUUGCCGGUUAAGUGAAUGACGUCAUAAAUCGUACAUUGCAUUCGUUCAAUAUUACGUCACCGUUACUUGUCAGACGUCAUCGUUGCCGCUUUAGCUGUCACUUGCGACUUGCGUGUGCGUCUAUUGUUUGUUGUUGUUGUGCUUAGGUUUUUUAUUUAUCCGAAUUCUCCGGCUAUUAUUUAGUGUUUAGAAUGGAAAAAGUUAAGCGAGAUAGGAGUGCAAACUUUUCUCUGCACGAGAGAGACAUUUUGGUGUCUCUAAUACAGAAGCAUAAAUCUGUUUUAGAAAAUAAACAGAGUGAUGCUUCCACAUGGAAGAUGAAAGAAGCCGCGUGGGAAGACAUCCAAAAGGAAUUUAAUGCUCUAUCUGGGGGCACAUUUAGAACCACAAAAACUUUAAAAGUUAAAUAUGAGGGCCUCAAACGUUUGGUAAGAAAAAAGUCUGCUGCAAUACGCUCGGAGCUCUACCGUACUGGAGGUGGCCGCAACACGGCGCCUCCACUAGACAACGUAGAGGAGCAAAUCAAGAGUUUGAUUUCAUUGAGCACAGACGGCAUGCAAAGCAUUUAUGACUCCGAUGUCAUAAUUCAAGAAAAUCAAGAUAACAUCAAUGUUCCUAAGGAAUCUCUACAAGUUGCUGAGAUUUCCCUUGUAGAUGUCCCAGAGGUUGAAGAAAGUGGAGAUACACAAAACCAAGUUUUGAUGCUAGAAGCCGUGGAAGAUAUCUGUGAACCAUCCACUAGCAGUGCAGACACGGCACAAAACAUAAGUGACAAAGCUUUACUAGACACUCCUGUAAGGAAGAGUGUUCCUGUAAGGAAGAGCGUUAUACAACGGUCACCAAAAACCAAAUGGGACGUCAGUAGCAGGAAGAAUUUAAGAAGCAAGAAGCAUCCUGCACUGAUUGGAAAUUCACAAACAAAUCAUUUAUUCGAUGAACUAACCAAGGCAAAGUUAGAGCUUGUUCAGCUUCAAAAACAGUUCUUGGAAGCGGAAAUUUUAGAAAAGAAGAAGGUAUGGGAGUUUGAAGAAAAUGAACGCAAGAAGGAGGCAGAAUUUAAAGAAAAAGAGCGGAAAUGGAAGGAGGAAGAAUACAAAAUGAAAUUAAAAAACAAUUUUCAAUAAAUGUGAUUUUUUAUUUA
Molecule: messenger RNA, 2621 nt
Organism: Spodoptera frugiperda (fall armyworm)
Lineage: Eukaryota; Metazoa; Arthropoda; Insecta; Lepidoptera; Noctuidae
Product: myb/SANT-like DNA-binding domain-containing protein 4
Exons: 5
Coding region: 1672-2604 (310 amino acids)
Source: RefSeq, a predicted model, not a curated record